Heterotrigona itama is the source of this 974-nucleotide messenger RNA. The record is from the annotation of a GenBank genome assembly. Lineage: Eukaryota; Metazoa; Arthropoda; Insecta; Hymenoptera; Apidae.
AUGAGCUUUCGAUUCGUUUCGAUAGCUGCAGGUCCGUUCUAUUCAAAGACCAACGGAGUCUCUUUCUUUCUUUUUUCUUUUUUCUUCGGGAAGGAGGACGUGUGUAAUCGCGCGUCCGUGAAAAGAACUUUGUUUCGGGAGCGUAAGGGGGGAGCCCCUAUUCCAGCAUAUUCAAAGACACUUCUUCUUCGUAGCUUCUGCUUUACGCGCGACCUCCGCGUCUCGCUCGUUCUGUUUUUAGAACCCGCGUCGAGCAGCAAGCCACAGUUUCCAUCUGUGAACGACGUCGGAUUACGGGGUGUUUUAUACUCUUUGGCGAAAGAGACUUCAAAACCAUGGAAACGAUUAAUGACGAUGUGUAUUGCACUCAGAGUCGAUGAGGAGACAAUUUGUUCGUUGCAAGAUGAACUCGAAAGGAUAUGGUGGCAAUUAUUGGAAAUCUAUUGGUUUUUCGAUACUGUCGUUUUCCAAGAAGAAAUUGAAGACACACUAAAGAUGAAAGAAAGAAAUCUUUGUUCGAAACAUGAUGCACAUAUAAUUGUUCAAGUCGUUCAAGUUCUGAAUGAUCUCGCGUGUUUCUUUAUUCGUAACACUUAUGUGGCAGCGAAAACUAUGGGAUCAAGGGUUGAAAUGAUCCUGCAUUCACCGGGUCGAGAGUUAAAUUUACCCCUUUUGAAAAAGAAAAAAAAAUCGUCCCUCUUUCUAGAACCAGUCGGCUUUGCGAAGCCAAAGUUCUCGAUGAUUGACAAGAGUCGAACGUACGAGAUCCUGGAAGACCAGAGCCAAACGUUGCAGUGUCCCGCCCAGGCGUUUCCUGUCCCAGUAUUCAAUCAGUUUCUACAAAGGCAAAGUUCAGGAUUAAAUUUCUCAGAACAUUGCAAUAUUCUAUGCAGAUAUAUCCUGUUUUCAAUCUUUUUAAUUGGUUCAUUUUAAUUGGUCAAAAAAGAUGUGUAGUCACCACCAUGUUUCUUUAA